Messenger RNA from Diospyros lotus (date-plum), 825 nucleotides. RefSeq lists its product as uncharacterized. The record is from RefSeq and is a predicted model, not a curated record. The coding region runs from base 1 to 825 and encodes 274 amino acids. The transcript is spliced from 2 exons. NCBI's taxonomy places the organism in Eukaryota, Viridiplantae, Streptophyta, Magnoliopsida, Ericales, Ebenaceae.
AUGCGCUUGAAUCAUGAAGGUCAUGAAAAUGCUAAUUUUGCAAAUUUCUUGAUGGAGAUUGGGACCAAUCCUCAAGAAAUCGUUAACCUUCCAUCAACAAUACACAAAUGUCAAGAUUUGAAUGAAUUACUUUCUACAGUUUACCCACGGUUGAACAUGAUAGAGACGUCAACCCCAACAUUUUUAACUGAACGCACAAUUCUGUCUGCGCGUAACGAUGAUGUCAGUGACAUCAAUACUACUGCGUUGAAUAUCUUUCCAGGGAGAUUAUAUACUUAUCUUGCAGCAGAUAAAAUGUCUGGAGAUAAUGAAAUUGAUCCUACCAUUACAAAUAGAUAUCCUAAUGAAUAUUUAAAUUCAUUGGAUCCUCCUGGGUUGCCAACUUUUAAGUUAGAGUUGAAGGUGGGUUGUCCUAUAAUAUUGUUGAGAAACAUUGCACCAAAAGAUGGACUAUGUAAUGGUACAAGAUUGAUGGUUAUUAGGUGCGACACUCGCAUAAUUGAAGCUCAAAUUUUAACUGGAGAAAAGUUUGGUAAUUUGGCAUUUAUACCAAGGAUAUCUUUGGCACCAUCUUCUUCAGAAAUGCCUUUCCAAAUGACAAGACGUCAAUUUCCUGUCCGAUUGGCAUAUGCGUUGACCAUUAAUAAAUCUCAAGGACAAUCUGAGAAAUUUGUUGGGGUUGAUUUGCGCAUACCAGUUUUUAGCCAUGGACAAUUAUAUGUGGCAUUAUCUAGAUGUACAUCAUUUGAUCGUAUAAGUAUUCUGCUCCCUAAAGAUUGUUUGGAUUCUACUACAAAUAUUGUUUAUUCUGAAGUGUUGUUGUAG